CAGAUGGAAAGUGAAAGUGAGCGGCCAGUGGCGGGGACACGUGUUUUCUGCGAAUUGAGCCGCGGAGGGAGGAGCCUGCCGGGGGAGGGAGCCCGAGCCAUAAAACCGCGAGCGAUGAGCGGAGGCAGAGCAGUCCGGCUCCAGCGCGCCGCGCAGCCCCUGGCAGGCUGGGAUUGCUGCGGGCGCCAGGCAGGACUCGCGGGCAGAUUAUGGUGGUGCUAUUCCUGGGGCCAGGCCUACGAGUGCACCACUGCCGCGCGGGGGCGACGGGCUUGCGAGGCGGCCGUGCUCGCCGCUCGGGUUUAUGGUGCCCUGUGCCCGUCCAAGGAGCAGCGCUGAUCCCCGCGGCUCCGGGCAGAGAAGAAUAGCCGCUGGAGAGCUGCACUGCCCUGGCCACUGACGCUAUGGAAGACCGCAUCCGCUGGUCUAGUCUAUAGGAUGGUAGCGCACAGUAAGGUGGCAGCAGAUAAUGCAGUUGCAGCAGAUCCGAGAUGUCGACUUGACCCUCCAGCACGGGAUCAUUCUCGGCCUAGAGGUUACCAUGGCCCAGCUCGGUCCAACACUGGGCAGGCGCAGAGCGACACACACUUCCGAACUUUCCGCUCGCAGGCGGAUUUCAGUAGCAUCACCCGUGCGAGUGCCCUGCUGGAUGCAUGUGGCUUUUACUGGGGUCCACUGACUGUCAGCGCGGCCCAUGAGAAGCUGAAAUCUGAGCCCGAGGGCACCUUCCUCAUCAGGGACAGCAGACAAAAAAAUUGCUUCUUUGCCAUCAGUGUUAAGACUGCUACUGGGCCCACCAGCAUCCGAAUAAACUUCCAGUCUGGGCGUUUCAGCCUGGAUGGCAGCAGGGAGAGUUUCGACUGUCUCUUUAAGCUACUGGAACAUUAUAUAAGCUCCCCGAGGAAGGUGCUGGUCACCCCACUACGCAAAGUCCGUUUACGGCCAUUGCAGGAGCUCUGCCGGAAAAGCAUUGUGGCAACAUUCGGGAGAGAGAAUUUAAACCACAUCCCUCUCAAUCCAGUUUUAAAGGACUACCUGAAAUCUUUCCCAUUUCAGAUAUAAAUACAGCAUUAACUGCGCAUGUGUGUGUGAGAGAGAGAUGUGUGAAGACAACUGGGUUUUUUAAUCUAUUUGGGAGUGACCAAAUUUAUUUUUGUAGCAACUUACUGUAUUUUGUGAUGGAACCUGAACACUUGACUUCUUAUGUUUACACAAACUGUUUGCACAAACCCAGGGUUCUUAAACUCUGGCAUUAUUUUUCUGCUGGGCAGAAUAUUCUAUUUUAUAAUAUUUCUAAUGAAAAUAACGUAAUAAACUUUAUUGUGAAAGUUUUUAAAAAAA
Messenger RNA from Mauremys reevesii (Reeves's turtle), 1341 nucleotides. RefSeq names its product suppressor of cytokine signaling 1 (gene SOCS1). Bases 439 to 1062 code for a protein of 207 amino acids. Gene Ontology annotation, biological process: phosphatidylinositol phosphate biosynthetic process; intracellular signal transduction. Lineage: Eukaryota; Metazoa; Chordata; Testudines; Geoemydidae. Gene Ontology annotation, molecular function: 1-phosphatidylinositol-3-kinase regulator activity. Gene Ontology annotation, cellular component: phosphatidylinositol 3-kinase complex. The record is from RefSeq and is a predicted model, not a curated record. The transcript has 2 exons.